This is a messenger RNA of Ceutorhynchus assimilis (cabbage seed weevil), 2586 nucleotides long. NCBI's taxonomy places the organism in Eukaryota, Metazoa, Arthropoda, Insecta, Coleoptera, Curculionidae. The record is from the annotation of a GenBank genome assembly.
CACGCAUCCAAGCAAAAUGCCCAAUUGGCUCAAAUUCUCCAGUCAAUUUUUUUUCUCUUAUUAUUUGUUUAACUCUAAAUUAUUAUCACUACAAAUGAUUAAAUAAUGAUGCCUAGUUGAGUUGAUUCAGUUGCAUGAGCUUCCUCUUUUUAUUCGCGACUCGAUUUAUUUGGCGGUUCCUGUUGCUCCCGGUGUUCUAGUUUCGGGAUAAAAGGGGUACCCAAUUCAAUUAUAACACAAUGAACUCUUCCUCCACCCAGGAGCUGGAAUCGAAAUGCAAUAGCAACGGCAUUCUUCCAGACAUCCAGAAACCAAAAGUCUACAAAAUCAGAUGGUUCAUUUUGGUACUUUUUGUUUUUUUUUCGGCUUCAAAUUCCUUGCAAUGGAUCCAGUAUUCGAUUAUUAGUCCAGUGAUAAAAGAGUAUUACGGAGUGACCAAUGAGUGGGUCAACUGGACGUCGUUGGUUUACAUGAUUUUGUAUAUUCCGUUUAUAUUUCCUGGAAGUUAUUUGUUGGAGAAAUUGGGACUUCGUCUUGCAGUAACAAUAGGGAUUUUAGGCACAUGUCUUGGAGCCUGGGUUAAAGUAGCUUCAGUUGAUCCAGAUCGGUUUUUGGUCGGUUUUGCCGGUCAAUGUCUAGUCGCUUUGUCUCAGGUUUUCGUCUUGUCGGUACCUGCCAGAUUGUCGGCCGUUUGGUUCGGGCCCGAUCAAGUUUCUUCGGCUUGUAGCAUCGGAGUGUUUGGAAAUCAGAUUGGUAUCGCUACAGGAUUCCUGAUACCGCCAAUGAUAGUAACUGGAGGUACGACAGAAGAAAUCACCCAACAGCUUUACAUUUUAUUUAUCGGAGUGGCUAUUCUUACAUCUGUUCUUCUAGUACUUAUUUUAAUUUUUUUCCGUAGUGGACCGCCUACUCCUCCAUCGUACGCCGCUCAACAACAAGCCGAAGAAGAUGUCAGUUUUACUCAAUCGCUCAAAAAUCUUUUUAAAAAUAAAAGUUUUAUGCUACUUUUGAUCGCUUACGGCAUCAACGUUGGCGUAUUUUACGCCAUUUCUACUUUACUAAGCGAAAUUAUUCUAAAAUUCUAUCAAGGUGCUGACAAAGAUGCUGGACGUAUUGGACUAGUCAUCACUGUAGCUGGCAUGGUUGGUUCAGUUUGCUGUGGAUACGUGCUGGAUCGAUUCCGGAAAUUCAAGGAAACCACCAUUGUCGUUUAUGCCCUGUCACUAGUUGGAAUGCUGGUUUUUACUUUUUGUCUGAGCAAAGGCCUAACCGUCGUUUAUUUGGUUUCUGGAUUUCUUGGUUUCUUCAUGACCGGUCUUCUACCAGUAGGCUUCGAACUGGGUUCUGAACUGACUUAUCCAGAACCCGAAGGCACCCAAGCCGGACUUUUAAACGCAGCUUCACAAGUCUUCGGCAUUACCUUUACAAAUUUAUACUCUACACUGUUCUACAAGGUAAACGAUACUUGGGCGAACUUAUCCAUGUCGAUCGCCUUGGCUGUAGGUUUGUUCCUGCUAAGUUGCGUUAGUUCGCACCUGAGACGACAAGCUGCGAUAGCAGCUUCGAAAUAAAAAAAUAAAGCUGUAUUGGGUUUUUUUUAUUUUGUGAUAAAAGGACAUUAUUUAAAGAAUCGAUUUUCUUUUCAUUAUUUAAAAAGCAUGUAUUUUGAAUCUCUGAUAAGCAAUAACAACUUUACAAAUAAAUGACAAAUAAUUUUGAUGAAAAACAAUAAUAAAGAUUUAUAUUUUAUAAAUAAAACCAAUUGAAAUUGAAACCUCAAUUAAUAUGUAUUGGAAUUUUAAAUCUUCCUGUGACAAUAAAUAUGUAUUUGUAGAUUUUAAUGUUCAAAUGUUCCAUUAUAGAAAUAGAAAAUGUUCAACUAGUCUUAGAUAUAAAAUAUAGGAAAAGUAAAUAAUAAUUAUUGUGCCAAAAACAAAACAAAAAAAGUAUAUAUCAUAAUUUUACAUAUCUUUUCUAUAAGUUUGUGAUCCAAAUUUACCACACAAAUGUGAUAAUAUAUAUUGUGCAAAAUUUUCCAAUAUUUAUAAUAUAAAAAAUACAUUCCACACAAAAUAAAUAAUUGACAAUAAUUUCCAGACAAUAUAAUAAUAAAAAUAAUAAUUAUGUAAUGUAGAUUAUAUUGGCUGUUUUAGGGCGAGUAUUAUAAAACUCUUUUGACAGAAUAACUAAAAGUUAACUUAAUGAUGUUACGUGUCAUAGUAGUUCCAAAAGUUAACUUUUUAGUCAAAAUAGUUUUAUUAUAUCCGCCCUUAGUAGUUUAUAGUAAUUAUUGUGAUUGUUACAAAAGUCAGAACUUUAUAAAAUAGGUACGUAUUGUUGUUACAUGUGUAAGGGCUAAAUUAUGGACUGACUGGUAAACGUCUGGUUGUUACCUAGCAGGUACUUUCUAUGCUGUAGAUAAUAGAAAAUACCUGCUAGGUAACAACCAGACACUUACCAGUUGGUCCAUAAUUUGACCCUUAUAAAAUUUUAUUAAUUAUAAACAUAAAUUAUUUAUGAAAUGUUUUUACAUAUCAAAAUAUCAUUUACAGUGUAAUUGAAUAAAUUAAUUUGACUGUUAAAUAA